AAAGACAGGAAAACGGACCUGAUCUUUGCCGUAUUAUUUGAUAUAUUUCUCGUUUUUCGCGAGCGAUUUUUCACUAAAAUUUCAAUUUUUUUUAAUUUUAGGCCCAAGUGAAUCACAGAAAAGUUGAAGAUGCCUAAAACUGUGAAUGUUCGUGUGACUACAAUGGAUGCGGAGUUGGAGUUUGCCAUCCAAAAUACCACUACCGGGAAACAACUUUUUGAUCAGGUUGUGAAAACAAUAGGCCUGAGAGAGACAUGGUACUUUGGCCUGCAGUUCACUGACAGCCAGAAUCUAGUUACGUGGUUGAAGCUGGAGAAGAAGGUUCAGAGCCAGGAUGUAAAGAAGGAGACACCUCUGCAGUUCAGAUUCAGAGCCAAGUAUUACCCGGAAGAUGCCUCUGAGGAGCUUAUCCAAGACAUCACCAAGCAAAUGUUCUACCUACAAGUCAAGGAGGCCAUCUUGUCCGACGAGGUGUACUGCCCUCCGGAAACGUCUGUCCUGCUUGCUUCGUAUGCCGUUCAGACCAAAUAUGGGGACUACCAGCCUCAGGUACAUCUCCCUGGCUUCCUGGCCAAUGAUAGGCUGCUGCCUAAUCGAGUCUUAGACCAACAUACAAUGAGCAAGGAGCAGUGGGAGGAACGUAUUACUGUGUGGUUUCAAGAGCACAAAGGAAUGGCAAGGGAAGACGCCAUGCUGGAAUAUCUGAAGAUAGCGCAAGAUCUCGAGAUGUACGGCGUGAACUUCUUUGAGAUCAAGAACAAGAAGGGCACGGAAUUGUGGCUCGGUGUCGACGCACUCGGGAUUAACAUCUAUGAGAAGGAAGAUAAAUUGACUCCGAAAAUUGGCUUCCCGUGGAGCGAGAUACGUAAUGUGUCAUUCAGUAGCAAGAAGUUUGUCAUCAAGCCCAUCGAUAAGAAAGCCCCGGAUUUCAUCUUUUACACGAGUCACAUGCGCAUCAACAAGCGCAUACUGGCACUCUGCAUGGGCAACCACGAGAUGUAUAUGAGACGCCGCAAGCCAGACACCAUUGAAGUUCAGCAGAUGAAGGCGCAGACGCAAGAUGAAAAGAUGGCCAAACAACAGGAGAGGAUGUUAUUGCUGAAGGAGAAGCAGCAGAGAGAGGAGGCAGAGAGGCAGAGGAAGGAACUGGAGGAUAAGUUGAAGAAGUAUGAAGAGGAAUUCAAUAGAGCCAGGAUUGAACUGGAUAAGAGCCACAAGAUGACGUUGAGUUUGGAGGAGAGGAUGCGAGAAGCAGAAAGAGAGAGACGAGAACUGGAAGAAGCACAGAGGAAAGCAGAGGAAGCUAGGAGGGAGGCUGUCAUGGCCGCUGACCUUGAGAAGGCUGAAAGAGAAGCCAAGGAGAGAGAAGCGAGAGAGGCGCAGGAGGAGUUGGAUAAAAAGAUCGAAGAAACGAGAAUGAAGGAGGAAGAAUCUAGAAGGUUGCAGGCAGAACUUGAACAGGCCCGUAUACAGAUGGAGGAGAACAAGAGGGCCCUUGAGGAAGCCCUGGCCUCUCCCAAGAACACCAAUGUGCUCGUCAUUGAGCAUGAAACUGCAAGCGAGGAUGAUGAUAAAGCUUCAGAACAGAGUCACGAGUUGUUGACUGUUGAAAAUGGGUCGAUUCCUCGCCCGGAAGAGGAACGACUGACACAGGCUGAGAAGAAUGAAAGGAUGAAUGCACAGCUGAAGUCUCUGAGUGCUGACCUGGCCGAAGCAAAGAUGGACAGCCAGGUGACGAGGAACGACAUCCUACACAGGCAGAACGUGAACCAGGGUCGCGACAAGUACAAGACUCUGAAGCAGAUCAGGCAAGGCAACACUAAGCAGAGGGUCGACAUGUUCGAGGCCAUGUGAUUGGCCAGCUGUUGUCGCCUGGUGAUUUGUGAUUGGUGGAGCGUUUUUUUUCUGUAUUGAAAUUGGUUGAUCUUUUGUGUCGAGACUUAUGAUUGGCUGGGAGGAUGAGGUGGCUUUCCACUGCAAUAUUUUAUUGGCUGGUUGGUCAUGUUGCUUUCAUUUCAUACGCGAUUUAAAUAA
Molecule: messenger RNA, 2034 nt
Organism: Helobdella robusta
Lineage: Eukaryota; Metazoa; Annelida; Clitellata; Rhynchobdellida; Glossiphoniidae
Exons: 16
Coding region: 130-1854 (574 amino acids)
Biological process (GO): positive regulation of protein localization to early endosome; positive regulation of early endosome to late endosome transport; regulation of cell shape
Cellular component (GO): microvillus; cytoskeleton; apical part of cell
Molecular function (GO): cell adhesion molecule binding; actin binding
Source: RefSeq, a predicted model, not a curated record